Molecule: messenger RNA, 713 nt
Organism: Aspergillus caelatus
Lineage: Eukaryota; Fungi; Ascomycota; Eurotiomycetes; Eurotiales; Aspergillaceae
Product: ankyrin repeat domain-containing protein
Exons: 4
Coding region: 166-645 (159 amino acids)
Molecular function (GO): protein binding
Source: RefSeq, a predicted model, not a curated record
CAUACAGAACGGAGACUUGCGGGGCUUGAUAUUCUAAGUGCGCUUGCUGGAUUUACAAGUGAUGAUGUUCAGAUCUUUAACCCUGAAGAUAUUGAUGAUAAAGACCUGAAUACUUACCAGGAGAAUAUUUGUGUUCUUAUCACCAAUGACCUUCUUGAAUUCUUGAUGCAAACUGUGGAUCCAGACCUUGACCCAAGACUAGAAAACACUCGACGUAAACCACUUCGCAACCGUUCUGCGAAUGAAGUGUACAAACAGCUAUUCCAUAUGUGGCAGACACUAUGCGAGGUAAUUAAUCCUUUACCGGAAAUUCAAGAAAGAAAUCGAGCCCUACAACAAAUUCGAACUGAACUUCAGAAUGGGGGUAUUUCUGGUGAACACCUUGAAGAGGUUACACCUCUGUUGCGGGCUGUGGAGAAAAGGAAUUACACAGCCAUCAGACUACUUCUAGAGCACGGCGUUGAUCCAACGUCUAAAGGUAGUCAUGGUUGGACACCCCUGUUGCUUGCUGAGAAAAGUGGGGACCCGUCUAUAGUCAAGUUACUGCAGUUGCAUGGAGGAUCUCCUAACAGUAUAACCCGAAUCCUAGUAAAAAACGGAAAAUGCCACCAGAAUGAUAUCUCAGAAGGGAUGUCACGGUAUUAGGUCGUGCGAGGUUGUUAGGCGGCACAUGAUAGUGCCAGUUAUGGAAUCAACUGAUCCGUGCAUUGCUG